AUGGCCCAACCAGCUCAACCUCAGCAACAACAGCCCACAACGGCAGCCGCCUACCUCGAUCUGGGAAUCACGCUCGCCAUCAACGACUGGCCCGCGAUGAACCUCGCUGUACAAUCGAACUGGGGUGGCCCGACCUCCGCCGACAAGCGGGACUGGCUGUGCGGCGCCAUCUCAGACAUGCUGAGCGACCGACCGGAGACAGACGCCGAGGAUCUCGAGGACGUGCUGAUCCAGGUUAUGAACGACGAGUUUGACGUGGUGGUUGACGACGAGAGCGCCGCGCCAGUGGCUGCGCAGAUCAUGGAGAUUCGGGGGCUGGCGGCGCGGGGCGAGUUCGCGCCUAUCCAGGCGAUGUGGGAGGCGUGGCAGCAGAAGAGUCAGCAGAAGGGGAAUGCGGUUGCUGGGUUCCGGCGGGUUGAGGAUCAGGAGGAGUCCAGUGAUGAUGAUGACGAGGAGGAUGACGAUGAGGAUGUGGAUAUGGAUAUGGGUGAAGCGCCUGCUUUGGUUAGGGCUCCGAAGGAGAAGGCGGAGCCGGAGGUGGAUGAGGAUGGUGCUUACGGUAGAAAACGCGACUACUCAUUCAAUACAAAAUUCAUCAUCAUCAACUGA
Messenger RNA from Aspergillus terreus NIH2624, 609 nucleotides. Its product is annotated as pre-rRNA-processing TSR2 family protein. Gene Ontology annotation, cellular component: nucleus. The record is from RefSeq and is a predicted model, not a curated record. Lineage: Eukaryota; Fungi; Ascomycota; Eurotiomycetes; Eurotiales; Aspergillaceae. The coding region runs from base 1 to 609 and encodes 202 amino acids. Gene Ontology annotation, biological process: maturation of SSU-rRNA from tricistronic rRNA transcript (SSU-rRNA, 5.8S rRNA, LSU-rRNA). The transcript has 3 exons.